ACCUAGACAGCUGCUCAUAAUUGAGUUUCCGUCUGAUAAAGUCAGUUAGUGUAUUCGGUGUAUUUACAAACUGACAUCAAAUUAUGUGAGCUGCUUUCUGAAGAUCACGUUUUGGAUUUCUACGCUAUUUGUACAUAUAGACUAAACGUACAUUUGUGAAAAAAUAGCGGUUUCCCCCCAGUGUUUUUAAUGUUUUUACUCGACAUUUACUUCGAAUAGCCUACUUUUGGAGAAUCUGUUGAGUUCUCCUCGCGCCGAUAUUUUGAGGAUAGUCCAACCGUCUUUAGAGUCAAUGUUGCCAAUUUGCAACAGACAAAUCAACAAUCACAAGCCUGAGUAAGAUGGCCUAGGGCGGCGGCGGCAACAGUAACCGAGCACAAGGAAGGCAGAGGGAACCAUGUCUCAGCUGUACUACCGGCGGACCGACAGCUCCACGUACCGCGACCGCAUCCCUCUGAGGAUCGUACGGUCCGAGUCGGAGCUGUCUCCUCUGGAGAAGACCUACCUGGGAGCGGUGGAGAAGGGGGACUACAGCAGUGUCAAGCAGGCCCUGGAGGAGGCGGAGAUCUACUUCAAGAUCAACAUCAACUGCAUCGACCCCCUGGGGCGCACGGCCCUGCUGAUUGCCAUCGAGAACGAGAACCUGGAGAUCAUAGAGCUGCUGCUGGGCUUCAACGUGUACGUGGGCGACGCCCUGCUGCACGCCAUCCGCAAGGAGGUGGUGGGAGCCGUGGAGCUGCUGCUCAACCACAAGAAGCCCAGCGGCGGGAUGCAGGUUCCUCCCAUCCUAUUGGACAAGCAGUUCUCCGACUUCACCCCGGACAUCACGCCCAUCAUCCUGGCGGCCCACACCAACAACUACGAGAUCAUCAAGCUGCUGGUGCAGAAGGGCGUGUCCGUGCCACAGCCUCACGAGGUGAGGUGUAACUGCGUGGAAUGUGUGUCCAACUCGGACGUGGACAGUCUCCGCCACUCCCGCUCUCGCCUCAACAUCUACCGGGCCCUCUCCAGCCCCUCGCUCAUCGCCCUGUCCAGCGAGGACCCCUUCCUCACCGCCUUCCGCCUCAGCUGGGAGCUGGAGGAGCUCAGCAAGGUGGAGAACGAGUUCAAGUCGGAGUACGAGGAGCUGUCCCAGCAGUGCAAGCAGUUUGCCAAGGACCUGCUGGACCAGACGAGGAGCUCCCGGGAGCUGGAGAUGAUCCUCAACUUCCGCGACGACACCAACCUGCUGGAGGACGAGAGCACCAACGAUCUGGCUCGCCUCAAACUGGCCAUCAAGUACCACCAGAAGGAGUUUGUGGCCCAGCCUAACUGUCAGCAGCUGCUGGCGUCCCGCUGGUACGACGAGUUCCCUGGCUGGAGGAGGCGCCACUGGGCGGGCAAGUUCCUCACCUGCGUCUUCAUCGGCCUCCUGUUCCCCGUCUUCUCCCUGUGCUACCUCCUGGUGCCCAAGAGCCGCUCCGGCCUGUUUAUCCGCAAGCCCUUCAUCAAGUUCAUCUGCCACACCGCCUCCUACCUCACCUUCCUCUUCCUCCUCCUCCUCGCCUCCCAGCACAUCGUCACCACGGAACCAGAGAAGCAGGGCCCUGCCCCCACCGCCGUGGAGUGGAUGAUCCUGCCCUGGGUGCUGGGUUUCAUCUGGACUGAGAUCAAACAGAUGUGGGACGGAGGGUUUCAGGACUACAUCCACGACUGGUGGAACCUCAUGGACUUUGUCAUGAACUCCCUUUACCUGGCAACCAUCUCCCUCAAGAUCAUCGCUUACACCAAGUACCACGACUCAAAGCCCCGGUGCCGUUGGGAGAUGUGGCACCCCACCCUGGUGGCGGAGGCCGUGUUCGCCAUCGCCAACAUCUUCAGCUCACUGCGGCUCAUCUCCCUGUUCACGGCCAACUCUCACCUGGGGCCCCUUCAGAUCUCCCUGGGACGCAUGCUGCUGGACAUCCUCAAGUUCCUCUUCAUCUACUGCCUGGUUCUGCUGGCCUUUGCCAACGGUCUGAACCAGCUGUACUUCUACUACGAAACCGACGCCAAAGACGAACCCAAACACUGCAAAGGCAUACGCUGCGAGAAGCAGAACAACGCCUUCUCUACGUACGUGUCACCGUGGAGAUCGGCUGCGACGGCGACAGCCUGA
Molecule: messenger RNA, 2137 nt
Organism: Hypomesus transpacificus
Lineage: Eukaryota; Metazoa; Chordata; Actinopteri; Osmeriformes; Osmeridae
Product: short transient receptor potential channel 4-like
Exons: 11
Coding region: 398-2137 (579 amino acids)
Biological process (GO): manganese ion transport; regulation of cytosolic calcium ion concentration; calcium ion transmembrane transport
Cellular component (GO): membrane; cation channel complex
Molecular function (GO): inositol 1,4,5 trisphosphate binding; store-operated calcium channel activity; protein binding
Source: RefSeq, a predicted model, not a curated record